Messenger RNA from Ricinus communis (castor bean), 1449 nucleotides. Its product is annotated as UDP-galactose/UDP-glucose transporter 2. Bases 71 to 1186 code for a protein of 371 amino acids. Lineage: Eukaryota; Viridiplantae; Streptophyta; Magnoliopsida; Malpighiales; Euphorbiaceae. Gene Ontology annotation, molecular function: transmembrane transporter activity. The transcript is spliced from 8 exons. Gene Ontology annotation, cellular component: Golgi membrane; endoplasmic reticulum membrane. Gene Ontology annotation, biological process: transmembrane transport. The record is from RefSeq and is a predicted model, not a curated record.
UAUAAGAAUUUUCGGAGAGGAAGAAGAUUGCUCUCAUCUCCUUGGCUAUGUUAUUCGUUUUAGAAAUUGGAUGGAAAGGCAGCCAACAAGACUUUGCACUGCUGAAGAAACGGGCUUGUCAACGUUACUUGGCGGGAAUAUGAAGGGUGAGGAUCAGUCAAGGUCUCUGUUUGGGAUUUCACUUUCUGAUAGACCUUUAUGGCAACAGUUCCUUAUUUGUUCUUCUGGGUUUUUCUUUGGUUAUCUUGUUAAUGGCAUUUGCGAGGAAUAUGUGUAUAAUCGGCUUCAAUUCAGCUAUGGCUGGUAUUUCACUUUUGUACAAGGAUUUGUGUACCUGGUGCUGAUAUAUUUUCAGGGUUUCACCACCAAGCAAAUGGUGAAUCCAUGGAAAACUUAUGUCAAACUCUCUGCUGUUUUAAUGGGUUCUCAUGGUUUGACCAAAGGUUCCUUGGCCUACCUUAACUAUCCUGCCCAAAUCAUGUUCAAAUCCACCAAGGUUCUACCAGUCAUGAUAAUGGGUGCUUUCAUUCCUGGAUUGAGAAGGAAAUAUCCAUUUCAUGAAUACAUCUCUGCUCUGCUUCUAGUUGUUGGUCUUAUCCUUUUCACUUUAGCUGAUGCUCAAACUUCUCCAAAUUUUAGUACGAUCGGUGUUAUAAUGAUUUGCGGUGCUUUAAUUAUGGACUCUUUAAUGGGGAAUUUGCAAGAAGCCAUUUUUACCAUGAAUCCUGAAACAACUCAGAUUGAGGUGCUAUUUUGCUCAACUGUAGUAGGAUUGCCUUUAUUGCUCCCACCAAUGAUCUUAACAGGAGAGCUGUUUAAAGCGUGGAAUUCUUGUUCUCAACAUCCAUAUGUGUAUGGGGUACUUGUAUUUGAAGCUAUGGCCACAUUCAUCGGUCAAGUGUCAGUUUUAUCCCUCAUUGCUAUUUUCGGGGCUGCCACCACUGCCAUGAUAACAACGGCUCGGAAGGCGGUGACCUUGCUGCUUUCAUAUAUGAUAUUUACAAAGCCAUUAACAGAGCAGCAUGCUUCAGGGCUGCUGCUGAUAUCCAUGGGGAUUAUAUUGAAGAUGUUGCCGGAUAACAAACCUGCCAUUAGAAGGGCAGCCAAGCAAGAGAUGGCCCAUUUGAAAACAGAGAAAAGUCUAGUUGGUAAUGAAGAAGACGAAGAGAAAAGGCCUUUAGUAUAAAUGAUUAAAGUUGAAAGAUGAAGCUCAAUUUCAUUCUUUAUUUAUUUUUUGUUUUUCAUUUUGUUAAUUCCUUGAUUUCUCAUUACACAGAGGCAGAAAGACUAGAAAUAGUAGAAGAGAGAGAGAGAGAGAAUAGAGAAGUUACGUUAGCCAAAAGCCAGUUGUAAUGUGUAUUUUCUGAUGACCAUGACUUGUGUUUUUAGGUUUAUUAUUGUUAAAUCAAUUACAGUAGCUCAUUCUUAGAUGGUGGCUGCUUUUUUGCU